UUUUGGGUCCACAUCACCUUUUUCAUCUUCAAUUUUCCUUCUUUAUCUUGUUAUUUUCUUCGUCACUCUUUUUCUCACGGCGAUAGAGGAAGAAAGAGCAUGGCAACCACGCUCAGCUUUCUAAACUUCCCUCUUCUUCCCGCAAAGCCUCAAACUUCUAACUCCAAAAUCCCCAUUCUCUCCCAUCCAACAAAUCUACAAAAGCCCUUUAUUUUUCAAACCAUUCAUCAUGCAAAGUCAAUCUCCCUUCCUCUUACAACCGUCGCAUUACCUCUCUUUUUGGAUACAAAGGAUGCAGUUGCUGCUGGUGGAGAGUUUGGGAUCCUUGAGGGAAGGACCUUGGCGCUUAUACAUCCUGUUGUCAUGGGUGGCUUGUUCGUGUACACCUUGUGGGCAGGCUUUUUGGGCUGGCAAUGGAGGCGAGUGCGGACUAUCCCGAAUGAGAUCAAUGAGCUCAAGAAGCAACUAAAGCCUACCCCUGUUACCCCUGAAGGAACUCCUGUGGAAUCCCCACCUUCUCCUGUUGACCUUAAAAUUCAGCAACUUACUGAGGAGAGGAAGGAGUUGCUCAAAGGAUCUUACAGGGACAGACACUUCAAUGCAGGAUCAAUAUUGUUAGGAUUUGGAGUAUUCGAGUCUGUUGGUGGAGGACUCAACACAUGGUUUAGGACAGGAAAGUUAUUUCCAGGUCCCCAUUUGUUUGCAGGAGCAGCAAUUACGGUGCUAUGGGCAGCGGCGGCAGCUCUGGUACCUGCAAUGCAGAAGGGGAGUGAGACGGCUAGAAAUCUUCAUAUUGCGUUGAAUGCAUUGAAUGUAGUGCUCUUCAUUUGGCAAAUCCCAACUGGAUUUGAGAUUGUCUUAAAGGUGCUUGAAUUCACCAAGUGGCCUUGAAGUUCCCUGCUGCUGUAGCCUCGCUUUACUUUCUCUCUCUUGGCCUCUUCCAUCAUCUGCAACUUCAGUUUUUUUUUCCCUCCAUUAUCUGUUCUGUUUUUCUAUACCCAUCCUUUAGAUUAGUUCAUAGCCUUUGUUUUGAUAAUGUUGCUGGGUUCAAUAUUGGCCUUAUCUCAUCUCAUUACCAUCAA
This is a messenger RNA of Carica papaya (papaya), 1082 nucleotides long. Its product is annotated as plant/protein. Lineage: Eukaryota; Viridiplantae; Streptophyta; Magnoliopsida; Brassicales; Caricaceae. The record is from RefSeq and is a predicted model, not a curated record. Gene Ontology annotation, cellular component: chloroplast thylakoid.